This is a messenger RNA of Nematostella vectensis (starlet sea anemone), 9037 nucleotides long. Its product is annotated as supervillin. Gene Ontology annotation, biological process: actin filament severing; actin polymerization or depolymerization; cytoskeleton organization. Gene Ontology annotation, cellular component: cytoplasm; actin cytoskeleton. Gene Ontology annotation, molecular function: phosphatidylinositol-4,5-bisphosphate binding; actin filament binding. The record is from RefSeq and is a predicted model, not a curated record. The transcript is spliced from 23 exons. NCBI's taxonomy places the organism in Eukaryota, Metazoa, Cnidaria, Anthozoa, Actiniaria, Edwardsiidae. The coding region runs from base 3413 to 8290 and encodes 1625 amino acids.
UUGUCUUUCCUUCGAUUUUGUCUAUUCUUUCGUAAGUGAAAUAUUUAAAGUGUCCUUAUAAUUUUUUUAAAUCUUUGUUUCCGUCUGAAAGUGUAGGAUCGAAACGAAUUCUCACGUUGAGGCGAAACAUUAAGAUGUAAACUGUCUAUCUCGUCAAAUCUUGAAAUUCUCUGGCUUGGGUAAUGGAGUGUAAUCUCUCCCAUCUCAAAAUACAUAAAAUGAAAGCGCAACUUAUUGACCAAUCUCGCCACACUCAGCUUUGAUAGUGGAAGCAUUUCAUUUUUUUAGCUUUUUUUCCUGAUUUGUUGCUAUGUAAAGUUAGGUUAACUUGUUCGACCGAAACGAGCGCGCGCUUUCCGUUCCGAAUUCAAAAAAUAUAUAUUCGCAAAUUUUUAUUAAGUAUUUUUGUUUAUGAUUUUCGCUUUGGAUCGUUUCUGAAAUAAAACCUUCUGUCAAGUGGGUAUUUAAAAAGGCUAGGCGUAUUCUCUACCAAAACAAGUUUGUUUUGACAUUCAUCUGUCAGGUAAAAUUGUUAUGCAGCAUGAAAGACUUCUGUACCACUACUGUUUGUUGUUAUCUGGCUUUGUAAGCCCGCCUUUCUUUAUUGGCAUUUGAGAUUCCUUUGGAGAUCAAGGCUAUGACAGAUCCCACUGUGACUUUCAAAAUGUUAACCCAAUAAGUCUCAAUUCCUGGCUGGAGAUAAACUAGAUGCAGAGAGAUGACUCGAACAAGAGAAAUAAGAAACAUUUUUGGAGGAUCAGGAUAUCUUUUAGCCAAAAGAUAUAUAAAAAUAUUUCAUCCACAAGGUAAGGUGAUUAGAAAUGCUUCUUGAGGUGUUUGUUUUCAUUGGCUAAAUAUUUGGAAUCCCAUAAUAGGGAUUUCCCUUGUACCCUCUAGGACCUUGAGUAGGUAUCAGGUAUUUUUAUUGAAGCUUUGAACAGCCCAAUUAUUUAGACAUUUCAGACAUAGAUAAAUUGAAUAACCAACAGGAUAAGUUGUAUGCUAAUAUAGAAUCAGUCUAUGUAUCCAGUCAAUCUACUACCAGCAAAUGCUGUUUAGAAGAAAUUUCAGCAAAACCUUAUGCAUCCUAAAAAGCAGACUCCAAAUACUUUGCAUAAAAUUUUUUGGCAUUUCUUUUCUUUUUUAAUUUUGGUGACCUCUGAGAUAACAACCAUGGAGAGUUCUCUAUUGUCUGAUCAAAUUGAGUUUUUGCCAGCCAUUCUGUUGUCAAGAUAACCAUCUUCAGAAGUACACUAAAUAUUUUAUUGUACAGUAAUGCUUUAUUCUGCCUGUUUUUCAAAACUUGAAUAAACAAUGUCUAAUGCAUAUGACACAAUAUAAAACAUGCUUACUCAGUCUGCUCAAUCUGCUUUUGCAAUAGAUAAAUAAAAAAAUCAGAGAAGAUGAACCAAAUGUGUGAGAAUUGUUUUUGUCUGUUAGAUAUAGAAUAUCAGAUUUUUUGCUUUAUUUUUAUCCCUUAAGUGCAAGUAUUUUGAUUAACUGGGGCUUGUGUGACAUUCCAUUUAUUGUGAAAAUGACUGAGUUUUACUGUUUAUCUCUUUUAGUUUGUAGGGUUGAUUUGUCAUGCAUUAACUAUCAAGGGUACAUUACUUCUCUUUGAUAUCUGGAAUUUAAGUUAUUAAAUCAUGUUGCUGCGUAUAUAUGUUUAAUUGACAGUUGAUGUAUGAUUAAGAACUAUACAUUUAAGACCUUACUGUCACACAGCUUGCUAUUAAUGAUAUUAAAUUUUCUUUAUUUAAACACAAGUUUUAUAAUCCCACACUUUUUUUUAAAUGCACUCUAGUUAUAAUAUUUUUUCAAAGUCGUUAGUUGCUCAUCUAGUCAUUGUCCAAAUUGUAUUGGCAGAUAUUUUAUUCUGUUGAAAGUGGUUUGCCUGUAGGGAACUAGUAAGGCCAAAAGGUCAGGGGCAAGCUUGAAUAGUUGAAACCUAUACCCAAACACUUUAUUUCAAGUGUGUCAGCAUAUUUUAAGUGUACUUCAGAUUGAAGGUGGUGAGCCAUUGGGCAAGGUGCUGUAGGGUAUCUUAGCCUAUCCUCCUUUUUUACAAGCAACUUUUAUAUCCGUAUACUUCAUUCUUCCCAUCAUGUCCUUGUAUCUGUUUUUUUUUUAUCAAUGAAUAGUGAAUAAAUAACGUGAGAGAUUUUAUAUUUUCUUUUGUCUAUACUCAUAAAAGUUCCUGUUUUUCAAUGUUUUCUUGUUCUAGAAAGCACUUAUUGCUAUACAUUCCAAACAUUCAUGAAUAAAACAUUAAAAUCAUAUUCUCCUUUCCAGUUGCUGAAUGAAUGAUAUUUACUAAGAGUUAGAUUAUAUCUCCUGAAAGCCACAUCUAAUAUUUUUUUUUGUUUUCAAGUAGGUGAGAUAUCAGGAAUAUUCUAUUUUCUUAUUAGGAUUUUUUUCAAAUAAGAAAGAGUUGUAAUCCAAGAUGACCCAGUUUUGAUAAAGUAUGACCUAUAACUCUUUUAGAGAACCACAUUUAUAGCAGUACUUCACACCCCUAAACAUCCCUUGAUCACUUGUAUCCUUAACCCCCAUAUAUAUGAUAGCGGUUUCGUUCUCGUGUAGAUCACAAGAGGCUGUCUUCAGGUUUAAUAAUGCAACAGAUAUUUUCGCCAUUUUGUAUUGUACAUUUGACAGAUUAGUUUGCUAAGGUGUUAAUUUGACAAAGAUCCUCUGUAGGGUGUCAUGGCCUAAUUGUCUAAGGACUCACCAUUUUAUACUGUUUUACACGACCACAAGAUUCUUUGAGGGCGCUCGAGCUUUUAGAUGAACAACUCAGCUUUUCAAAGGGUUAAUUUUAGAAAAACACGAUUUCACGCCAACGACGGGAUUAAUGAUCAGAAUGCGUUGCUCUUAGAAACACGAUUUUAGUCUCUAUCUCACCGAAACACUUAAAGAAUUCUCAAAAAGAUAAGAAAACGUCUGUUGAAUUGAUUUUCCUUUUUCUGUUCGUAGAAGACACCAAAUUGAACCCCAAUAUUACCUUAUUUUUGUUCCCUUCAAUAGAAAAAGAGAAAAAGUUUACUUUGGCGAAGAUAUACUCAAUUUAAGUGAGCCAGAUUGAAUGAUCCGUUGUUUUCUCAAAACCGAACGAUCAUGGUGAAUGAUUUUUUAUGGUAACAAGUUAAAAAAACAUCUGUUAUUCUCAAUGCAGUACGUGUUUAGAUCUGAAAUAGAAAUAUCACUUGAAAAAAAAGUUUAGUAUCGCAUGUUUUUAACUGUGAGCGCGAGAGACUGUGGUUAGUGAGGAGGAUAAGAAAAAACGAGACAGAAAGGCCCACAGUAUAGCGGUCUCACCGCGCACUGUGAAACAGAGGUUACGACAACGUCAGAAGAGGGCAGACCCCUUGAGUUGGCGCUGACCGCAGAAUCCAGGGCUGGUGAACCAACCAACAUGGCCGAACAACCAUCUACGGCUGCUGUGGCCGAGACCAUAGCACCAGGUUCACAACAAACGGACACGGCUCACGAGGGUAAACAAGAUGAGCCGCACAAAACGCCAAGCAAGCCCCAGAAAGGGGACAAGCCUGUACCAGUCAUCACAGACAUCGAGAAGAGAGCCAUACGCGAGCGAAGGCCCAGUGAUCCAAUAGUCGUGCCGGACGAGCAUGGAACGCCGAUUUAUGGCAAGGAAAGUUCUCAAAAAGCCCGAGAGGAAGAGAGAAAGAAAGCGGGAUAUGGGAAGUACGCUAGCGGGCUACGUAGGGGUGAUGCUCACUCGGAGAUCCAGAAAAGAAAGGAAAAAUAUGCGGCGGCUUUAGAGGGAGUGAAGUUUGAUCAAGACGAGUUGGAUGCGAUUGACGUGGGUGACAAUCUAGGUGAACCCGAUAUUAAAUUUACAGCGCCUGUUAAUAGAAUCAAACAGCAGUAUCUCUCCUCUGCGAGUGAGGAAGGUAAAGUUGUUCUACCCACAGAGGAGAGACCUACACCGCACUCUCUGCAGCCCCAAUGGCCGCCCCCAAGAGACGAGGCUGGGGGUGAACUCAAGCCUCAAGUGGUCGUAUUUGAGGGAAAGGAAGAAGUCCCUCGUCGCGAUGGAGUUGACGCCGGUCACGUAGAACCUGUAAACAAGCUGAAAUCGCAUUGGGCCAACCUCCCCGAAAAGUACAGGGAUAAACCGAUUGGAGUCAAUAAGCCGCAUGUAAAUAUCGUCGGAGAUAAAAAAUGGAUCACGCAUUUCAAACCCACCAUUGACGAAGGCGAGGCACCACAGGAACCCCAAUGGCUGGCCAACCUCCGACAUCGGCGCUGGAUGUCGACUGUGAAAGCGCGCUUCCCAGAAGACGAGCAAGAGCGAAUUGCAUUCGAACAGCGCUCGACAACGCCGCGUAAAUUAAAGAAGCAGAAUCCUUAUAGUGUAAUGCGCUCCAAAUCCGAUCUCGGCGCGGAUAGUGAUUUUGAGUUUGCGAUGCGUAGGCAGCGAAAGCGCGCCGAUAGUAUUGAAGAAGGCGGGCAAUAUAUUACCAAGUCUUCAUCUAGUUUUAUGAAAUCCGCGUCUUCGUUCCGCAGCGAGGCCGAUAGUACCGACGCCGGAGGUUUGAAUAAGGUUCCGGUGCUAGGGCCGAUCAAAGAGUACCUUAAGAACUUAUCCCUGGAGCGAGCCCGUAGCACUAUGCUCAAGUGGGCUUUUUCAGCAGAUGUAGUCGACGAGCCUUCCAGAUUCGAAUUACCCAAACCCAUUGAUCUCCUGAUCAUGGAUGAGAUGGAGAGGGAGCAGGAGUGGAAGUACGAGCAGGCACGGCAACGCUUUCUAGCGUCAAGCUCGGCGGUAUCCGCUCUCUCUGGGGUGUCUGCCGGGCCUGAUGACAUGUCUAUUCAAUCCUCUUCACAGGUAUCUUUUGCACUUGACCAAGAAGACGCCCCUGAUGGACAGCACAAGCCACCGGUCGAAGAGACCCUCGGGUUUAUCCCCAAACUCUCAGAAAUCCAGGAGAGACUGAAGGACGAAGUGACCAAGAAGCCGGUGCCCAAGACCGCCGCCAUCGAGGAGGAAGCUUCGAUCAUUCCAAAGUUCGAGGAGGUCAAGGACAAGUACCUAACACCGCGGGAGCAGCCUCCACCGGAUGCGUCCAAGAAACCCCUGUUCGAAACGGAGGGCAUUGAUGCAUUCGAGCACAUAGAUAAAAUCAAGGAACAAUUUCCCAAGCCCGAGGAGCCAAAAGAACUAACGAUGCCAAUGGCGACCGUGAAGGACGCUAAAGACUUCAAGAGGAUGAUGGAGGACAGGAAGAAGCAGACAGACGAGACUGCAGUGGAGUCUCCCGACGUAAAGACAGCAUCUGAGGCAGAUCAGCCUGUUGAGCCCAAGCAACCGGCGGACAAGUCUGCCAAAGAGGAACCCAAAGAUGCGAAAGCGGAAGAUUCAAAAGAAUCCCUGAAAUCCAAGCCAUUCCAGCUGUCAAAGGCCGGACAACCAAAGGCUACUCAAGCCAAGCAAGCUAAAGACCAGCAGAAAUCACUUUCAUUCGGCGACACCAAGGCCGUGGACACGGGGUCCAGUUCAAACCUCAAAUCGUUCGCGGAUCAUCGGCGUAAGCUACGUCCUGCACGUAAACACGCGCCUACCAGUAAUCCUCUAAAGGCGCGGCAGAACAGAGAGGACCUUCGCACAGAGACGGAUAUCUUGAUAUCCAAAAGCCAGCGCAACUAUGUCAAAGCGGAUACCGAGGAACUCGUCCUACCGGCUACCAAGGCUGUUAAGAAGCACUCGGUCGUUAGGAGAAAUACUGAUCCGAUCCUGGCCAGUGAAGCCAUUCAAGCACUGUCCGCCAAGGAGAAUCUGGCGAAAGCAAGUGCGAUGCUCAGAAAGACAGCGAAAAACACGGAGGGGAUCAGCACAGAAAUAAAGGAAUUCGGCGGCUUCCUUCCGGUCAUGCUGAUGCAGAUCAAAGGCUACAGGCACUUGCAGACUCGCCUUGUGGAGCCAUCAGUCAAGUCACUCAACUCGGGUGAUGCCUUCGUUUUGGUCACGCCCAAGAGCGUGUAUGUGUGGAUAGGGCGGUCUGCGAACAUCAUGAAAAAAGCAAGGGCCGCCGAGGUGUCUACUAUUGUGGUAAAACAAAGAGACCUUGGUACGAAUGCCAAGAAAUCGCACUACAUCGAGCAAGACCAAGAAAGUGCAGCUACAGGCGUGACUUCCUUCUGGAAGCACCUUGGGGGCAGAGGCGCUAUCGCAGACGCCAAGGAUUUUCCAAGUGAUGAAGAGUACGAGAAAGGCGUCCACGCGACCAAUAUCGUGUACCGCGUGGACUACACGCACGAUCCGCCCGAGCUCAAGCGGCGAGACGACCUGUCUUGGCGGGUGCUCAGUGAGAAGUUCAUGGACCCCGACCAUGCGUACGUCCUUGACUUUGGGACCGAAGUGUACUUGUGGCUUGGCAGAAAUUGCACCCGCGCAGCAAGACUCAAGGGCAUGCCGCUGGCGCAAAAGGUCUUUGACGAAAAGUUCAAGUUUAAGAGCAAAAUCAACCCGAUUGACCCCAAAUGCGCGGCUAAAGACUUAGAAGAGCGCGAAGUGAAGCGGCCCCCCUGGGCACUACUCGGACGCAUGACCGCGCGGUCAGAGACGGUACUUUUCCGGGAAAAGUUUAUCGACUGGCCCGAUCACAACAUCGACUACAGCAAGGACUUCGUGAAAAAACCCCUGAGCGGCAGCUUUACGCAGCUGGCCUCUAACAAGAAAGGAAAGCCAGAGGAUCCUCAGAGUGAUUCCGCUGACCAAGCGGAUCGACCAGCAAGCAUUUUCGACCUGAAGUCGUAUGAUGUCAGAUUGAUGCUGGAGUCGCCUCCCGAGCCAUGCCUCGUACUGGAAGGAUUUGACGUUGGGCGUGGCACAGGUAGCGUGAACGAGGAGGGUUGGAGGUUCCAGGUCGAUACAAUCGACGUCAAGACUUGGCAUGUUAAGGAGUACUCGUACACGCCGCUGCCUGACGAGGACCGCGGGCACUUCCACUCCGCUGAAGGGUACGUCGUCCGGUGGAAAUACUGCGUGAAGCGAGUCGGUGUCCGUAAUCUAAAAGGCAAGGCCUCUAGGCAGGAGGAUGUUGGGCGCGAUAAGGUUGCAUACUUCUUUUGGCAGGGUCACGACUCUACCGUGAACGAGAAAGGCGCUGCCGCUCUUAUGACGGUCGAGAUCGACUCUGAAAAAGGACCUCAGGUGCUUGUAUCACAAGGAAAAGAGCCGCCAUGUUUUCCUCGUCUGUUCAACGGCAGGAUGGUAGUCCACCUGGGCAAGCGGGAUCCCCCUGAAGACGAAGAAGAUGAAGAGGACACUUGUAUCUUUAUCGUACGUAACGAAGAUCCUGCCGAGUCUUAUCUGCUCCAGGUCAAGACAAGUAUUUAUGCGCUGAGAUCCCGUACCUCGUUCGUGAUCGUGGACCUGAUCGAGCUUCUUCUCUAUGUUUGGCAUGGAGCCAAGUCCAGCACACAAACCAGGAAGAGUGCCUUGGACGCUGGCUCAGGACUCAUGACAUGGUUCAAUGAGAAGUUUCCCGAGGAUCCCCUUGAGCUUAAAGAGUUUGAUGAGGGUGACGAGACAGAACUGUUCUGGGAUGCGCUACGAGGCGAUCGUUCUCACGAGUCGCUCAUCAAUGACUCGCGGAAACACGAGUACACGUUGCGGGCGUUCCGAUUUACAAGCUCAAUGGGUCAAUUCGAAGCGCACGAAGUCUUGUGCCCAAGCCGAUCAUCAACGUACGUCACGCCAUACCCUAUACUACAGUCUCAACUAUAUUCGGCUCAACAACCAGCCUUGUUUCUGAUCGACGCACAUCACGAGCUGUACAUGUGGCAAGGCUGGUGGCCCCACGAGCCAGGAAAUGACGGACAGGUGUCAACCACAGGCUCUGCCCAGACGCGUUUAAACAACGACAGACGCCUCGCCAUGGAAACUAUAAAAUCAUACGCACAAGCACUUAAACGCGACCUCUCAAAAGCUUACAUAGUGUUCGCAGGCCUGGAACCAAAGGCCUUCAAGGCUUUAUUCCCGUUUUGGGAAAACCGCAAAGACGUGUCAGAGAUUAAUAUUGAGGCUGGAAGGAAAAAGAUUGAAGUCUUAAAGCUUGAGGAAGAGCUUGCUCGUCUUUCACGUGACAAUUACACGCUGAAGGAACUACAGCAGAAGCCUCUGCCGGAAGGAGUUGACCCGACUCGCCUAGAGAUGUACCUCGACAACGCCGAGUUCCAGAAAGCGUUUAGCAUGUCAAAGAAGGAUUUCGACCAUCUGGCCGCCUGGAAAAAGCUUAACUUGAAAAAGAAAGUGAACCUGUAUUAAAGACUGCCACACCUCUGCUAUUGAUUAAACCAAUAUUUGAAAAGAAAAACCAAAAUAUCCACCUAAAAGUAAAACCUUAUGCUUUAUUUACAAAUUUGGAUCGAAAAUAUCAAAAGAGCUUUCCAAAAUCAGCCGAUUAAAAUAGAUUCUUUCUUACUUUUGGUACUUUGCUAGGAUAGCAAAAUGGCGGCUGGCAGAGGCUUUUUAGCAGGCUAAUAGGCCAUUCCAGCUAUAAGUUUGCGCGCGCAUAACCAUAGAAACCUACUUCAACUACCAGAAUGCAGCGCGCGCUUUUUUAAGCUUACUUCAAACGAAGAGCGCGCUGCAUGCCGGUAUUUGAGGUAGGUUCCCAUGGUGAGUGCGCGCGCAAGCUUAUAGCUGGAAUUGCCUAUUGGGAACCUCGCCAAACUGAGAGCACAGGGUGCAUGAACGCCAGGGAUAUCUAAACUUAGUGACAUACUUCGUCACACUCAACAUGGACCUGUUUAAGUCUUGAGAUCAUCAACGCAGUGGCGGGCACCCUGUGGAUCUUUAUUAUAAUAUCGCGCAUGCACACGUAGGUAUCAUACAUCAUGGUCUCUUGUCGGUAUACAUUAUCUUAGAAAUCGUGUACAUUAUUUUGUCGCAUUUAUGAAGAAAGCCGUCAAUUCCUGAUUGUACUGAGGUUACCCGUUAUGUAGAGCUUUCCUGCGCUUUUUAAAAUUAGAAGGAUUUGUUAGACGCGAAAACAAUACAUUGAGUACAACU